Molecule: messenger RNA, 1708 nt
Organism: Eriocheir sinensis (Chinese mitten crab)
Lineage: Eukaryota; Metazoa; Arthropoda; Malacostraca; Decapoda; Varunidae
Product: myb-related transcription factor, partner of profilin-like
Exons: 4
Coding region: 510-1274 (254 amino acids)
Cellular component (GO): nucleus
Source: RefSeq, a predicted model, not a curated record
CAGGGCCCGGAUUCAUCAAUCUUACCAACCACGCCUCUGGUAUCUCUCGCAUUUACCGGAGCGCUACCAGAGCUGCGGCAUCUUUCAACCACGGGAUUCAUCAACGGCAUGGUAACGCUCCGGUAACUCGCACCCUAGCAACGAUUGGUUGGGCUGGAUAGCCAAUCACGUGCGACCUUUCAUAAUGUAUUUGGGCUUUCACGUGUCGUUUGCUUACUAAUGCACAGACUUCAAAAUCAAGACAUGUGUAUUGUACAGAGGUAAAUACUGCCUUAAAACAAAUAAUUAGCGUUGUAAUCCCUCAAUAAGAUGUGUUUUUUUAUGAAUGAAAGCACAUUACUUGUAUAUUUAUCUUUGAAAUAAAAAUAUAAUCGCUUAUACAAUAUUCUGCACGUUUCUGUAUGUUACCUCCAUAGUUUCCGUCAUUUGGUGAGCAUUCUGUUGCAUAUGGAUAAUAAUGAUGAAGGUUCGGCGACGCUAACGCCAGAAGCGCGCCUCACUUUCAAAACAUGGCGUCAGCUGUGAAAAGAAGGCGGCCCAAUUUCUCAAACGAGGAAAUUUUAGCCCUCAUCACAGGGGUGAGGCAAAGAUGGGAAACCAUCACAGGGCCUCUGUCCUCUUGCGUCACCGCUGCAGCCAAGCAACGAGCUUGGGAAGCUGUGGUGGAGGAGGUCAACGCCGUGAGUGGAGUUGGGCGCAGCGUGGAGGAGGUGCGCAUGAAGUUCUCCGACUUCAAGCGCCACACUAAGAAGAAGUUGGGAGAAUUAAGACGUGAGGCGACUAGCACAGGUGGCGGCUCUGUCCAAACAGACACCCUCACCGAUGCUGAGGAGGCCAUGGCGCAGGUGCUGGACCCUGCAGUUGUAGCGGGUGUGGGAUCUGGUUUAGAAUCAGAUCCUCGUCCAACACCUUCUGUGUCUGCAGCUGCUGCAGACACAGAAGUGUGUAGAAUCUUCCUUUCGGAGGAUUCUAUGACACCCGCACUUCUGCAAGGCCCAUCACAGCCCCCUCCUCACCAUCCCCGCCCUACUCCUACUCACCAGCUAGCCCCUGAAUUGGCACCUGUCCACCGUGCCCCAGAAACUCAAUCUCCCCCUGAUGUAGGAGCGGCACCUCACGCUUCCACCAGAAGACACAAGAGGGUUGAUCCACCAGUUGGGCCAAAAAUGGUGGAAAUUCAAGAAGAUAUCCUUCUUGAAGUGAGGAGGCUGAGUGGUACUAUGGACAAGGUAGCUGCAGCCUUGGAAAAAAUUGCAGUUACCUUGUCAAAAUAAGGUGACAGGUCCAAUUAGGUACCCAUUUAUCGUCCAGCCCAAAAGCGAGGAUGAACAGCCACUGCACCUUAAAGGAUCCCUCCACAGAUGCCUCCUCAGCCCCUCCCUUAGGACCAUCCAGCAGACCUCCACACCCAGCACCACCAACAUGGCCAACCACUCCGUCCAGCACCACUGUCUUUUAACAUCUAAGUUUUACUUCCUACUGGAAGUAUGCCAACAUGCAGCCUGUGCUUAAGACGGGUGACCGUUCCAAUCCUUCAGACUACAAAAGACCUUCCCAACAGAAACUACACGAUUCCAGGAUGGAGGCUGCAGAAUGCUCAACUUCAUACCUUACUAUCACUUCCAAUUAAGCCAAGCCCUUCAACGCCUCUAAAACUCAAUUUUUUAACCUGUCAACUUGACACAAUCUUCCAAACACUUAUCCCCCA